Theobroma umbraticum is the source of this 2395-nucleotide messenger RNA. The record is from RefSeq and is a predicted model, not a curated record. Lineage: Eukaryota; Viridiplantae; Streptophyta; Magnoliopsida; Malvales; Malvaceae.
UAGAAAUUAUUUUUUCUAAACAGUUUAUUGUAUGAUUUGUUGUAAAAUUUGCCUCCAAGUUUGUAAAUUCUUGGAGUGGACAGAUGUAUUUCACCCAGAGGAAGCAAGUGCUUAUUUAAACCCCUUCCAGUACUCUAAAAAAAUAGCAAGAGCUGAUCAUCACCAUGGUUCCGUUUCAUAUAUCCAUGACCCUUUCAUUUUGCAUCUCCCUUUGCUUGCUCUGUCUGAACAGUGAAGCAGCAGUUGUUUUCUUGGAUUCCGACUGCUAUUCAAAUACAACGACUUACAGUCGGAAUAGCAUUUAUCAGAGAAACCUCAAUUUCCUUCUCUCGUCUCUUCAGUCCAACGCUACCCGUGAAAAUGGAUUCUAUAACCUCACCGUUGGCCAAGACCCUCCGGAUAUUGUUUAUGGCCUCUUUCUCUGCCGCGGCGAUGUCACCCAAGAUAUCUGUCAAGAAUGUGUUAGCACAGCUUCCGGCGAGAUACUUCGACGUUGCCCCAACCAGAAAACGGCUUUGGUUUACUACGACGAGUGCACCUUACGUUACUCCAACCAGUCCUUUUUCUCCAAAUGGCAAAGCGAACCUGGUUUGCAACUGUUGAAUACAGGGAAUGUUUCACAACCAGACCGAUUCAUGGAUUUGCUUGCAAACACGACGAAAGAGAUAGCCACAAGAGCAGUUGCUGAUCAGUCAGGAAAAAAGUUUGCUACUGAAGAAGCCAAUUUCACCAAUUUUCAAACGCUUUACACACUCGCUCAAUGCACUCCGGAUUUACCUGUGUCCAGUUGUGAUACCUGCCUUACAACAGCAAUUGCUUUUCUUCCGAUUUGCUGCCUUGGAAAACAAGGGGGCAGAGUCGUAUUUCCGAGCUGUAACGUCAGAUAUGAAUUGUACCCUUUUUACCGGAUCACAGCGCAACCGCCACCACAGACACCAGUUCGUCCUUCCCCUCCAGCGCCACAACCUAAAGGUAAAGUAGAGAAAAACAAAGUUUCAUCAACAAUUGUAAUUGCCAUUGUUGUCCCGGUUGUUGUCUCUGUGGUGCUCUUUGCAGCGGGCUUCUGUCUUCUUACUAGGAAACGAAAGAAGUACGAUGCAGUAGAACAAGAAAACGCUGCAAAUGAAAUUUCGACUGUGGAGUCCUUGCAAUUUGAUUUUGCCACCAUUGAAGCUGCCACGAACAAAUUCUCUGUUGAUAACAAGUUGGGUGAAGGAGGAUUCGGUCCGGUCUACAAGGGCAAACUCCCUAAUGGACAAGAAAUAGCUGUUAAAAGGCUAUCAGGAAGAUCCAGCCAAGGUGCAGAAGAAUAUAAGAAUGAAGUUGUAUUGGUAGCCAAGCUCCAACAUCGAAAUCUUGUGAGGCUUUUGGGAUUUUGCUUGGAGGGAGAAGAAAAAUUACUCAUUUACGAAUUUGUUCGCAACAAGAGCCUUGACUAUUUUCUAUUCGGUAUGGUCUGCUCAAACCUUAUUUUACUUCUGAAACCAAAUUGUCUUUCUGCAAAUUAUUAUAACUAUAUCAAAUAUGUCCCAGGACGUAAACAACAAGGACAAUUAAAUUGGAUCAAGCGAUACAAGAUAAUAGGAGGAAUAGCGCGAGGAAUUCUUUAUCUUCAUGAGGAUUCUCGACUUAAAAUUAUACAUCGUGAUCUCAAAAUUAGUAAUAUAUUGCUAGACGAUGAUAUGAAUCCAAAAAUUUCAGAUUUUGGUAUGGCAAGAAUUUUUGGAGUUGAUCAAUCUGAAGGCAACACAAGUAGAAUUGUCGGAACAUAUGGUUACAUGCCUCCAGAAUAUGCAAUGCAUGGACAAUUUUCUGUUAAAUCUGAUGUAUAUAGUUUUGGAGUCAUAAUUUUGGAGCUUAUUACUGGAAAGAAAAGCUACAAUUUCCAAUCAACAGAUGGAGCCGAUGACCUCUUAAGCUAUGUUUGGAAGCGCUGGAACAACGAAACACCCUUGGAAUUAUUGGAUUCAAGUCUGAGAAGUUCUUAUUCUAGCAAUGAAGUCAUUAGAUGCAUCCACAUCGGCCUGUUAUGCGUUCAGGAAGAUCCAGCCGAACGACCCACGAUGGCAGCAAUUGUUCUCAUGCUUAACAGCUACUCCGUUACUCUCCAAGCACCGCAAGCUCCAGCCACUUUCUCCAUUCCCAGAAGUGAGUCGAAUUUUCUGACAAAUGAAGAGGGGUCGGACCAAUCCGCUAGCAAGUCAAUUCCAUUUUCCGUCAAUGAAGCUUCCAUUUCAGACUUAUAUCCUCGGUAGUUUAGAGUUGAGAAUAAGAACCAAUGGGGAUACAUAUCAUAUACAACUUUAGAAGUCGUGAGCUAUCUUUCCUCAAUUAUAGUUACAAGCAGAUGUAUCAUAUUGAUUUACCAAUAAAUGAAAAUAACUUCAGCUAGGAA